UCAUAACUGCAUCCAACGGUCUAGAUCCCUCCACCGCUCGUGCUUAUCUCUGUCAUUAGUCUCUUCUUCACUUGACACACUCCUUUCACAGACAUGGCUUAAAGCUUCCACCAUCAUAGGGCAUCGUCUAAACUCUUCAAUUUCAGAAUCUAAUCUCCGUUUGGAAAUGGAAGGAUUUUGAACUCCUUAGUUUACAAGUGCACACUGAAACGUGAAAUUGCAAGUUGUGUUCUUCUCCUUCUUGUUUUUUUUUUUUUUUUGAGUUUCGGUUUGAUGGGUUUCUUCUCUAUUUUUUGCGAUAUGGGUUAUUGGUUUUGAUCAAGACUGACUGUUUUUAUCACAAAAAACACACACCCUUUUUUUUUUUUUCUUCUCGUUCUGUUACUGUUCUCACGCUCAAAGUUCCCAUCUUUCGAGCACUUUUUUUCUUUGUCUCAUCAUCACUGAAAAUUAUACGCAAACAAUGGCUGAUAUCUCCAUCCGAUCAAUGCUCCAAAACGAAGAUUUGAGCAAGUUGAUUCGACAGCAAAGGCUGCAACAAGAAUUCAGUGAUCGAGAGAAAGAACUUAACAUGUAUCGUAGCGGCUCGGCCCCACCUACGGUGGAAGGGUCGCUUAGCUCCAUCGGUGGCUUAUUCAAUCCCUCUUCGUUGGGUGGUAUAGAGAGAAUCAAUGAGAAAGUUGGGUUUUUGAGCGACGAGGAGUUAAUGGCUGAUCCUGAAUACUUAAAUUACUACUAUUCUAAUGCACACUUGAAUCCUAGGCUACCACCUCCUCUCCUUUCCAAGGAGGAUUGGCGAUCAGCGCAGAGAUUGCACAGUGGAACUGGAAACUCUGUGGUGGGAGGAAUUGGAGACAUGGGGAAGGGGGCCAGAGUUGAUGGUGGGAAUAGGAAUAGGUCUCUUUUCUCUGUGCAGCCAGGGUUCGGAGGGAAAAAGGAGGAGAAUGUUAGAGGGCUGGAGUGGGGGAAGAAUGGGUUUAUUGGGCUGCAGAGGCAGAGGAGCAUUCCGGAGAUGAUGCAGGAAGAUAUGAGUCGUGAAACCUCUAUUUCGAGGCACCCUUCACGUCCAACUAGCUGCAAUGCAUUUGACAAUGGUAUUCGAACUUCUGAAGACCAGUUUGCUUACACGCACCUUGAUUGGGCUCCUAUUAACAAUUUGAAUUCAGGUUCUUCCUUGUUGAGGAGCGCAGCACCAGACUCUCAUCUUGUAGCUAGGGCUCCUAGUCCUCUCAUUCCACUGGUUGGUGGAAGGAGGCUUGCCUCUAUUGACAAAAGAAACGUCAGUGGUUCAAACUCGUUCAAUGGUGUCUCGGCAAGUUUGAGCGAAUCCGCUGAUCUGGUAGCUGCUUUGGCUGAGUUGAAUUUAUCAACAAAUGGUGUGGUUGAUGAAGAGAGCUUUUCACGGUCACAACCCCAACAGGAAUCUGAUGAUCGCCACAGCUCAUCGCUAAAAGCCAUGAAUUUUCAUAACGUGAAUUCCCGAUUUCCAGACUAUGGACUGAGUGGAUAUGGUAUGAAUCUUAUGUCACCAUCAAUAACAGGGAACCAGCUUGGGAACAGUAAUUUUCCACCUUUGUUUGAAAAUGUUGUUGCUGCAUCUGCUGUUGGAGGAACUAGCUUGGACUGUACAGCGUUGGGGGGAGGUCUUGCCUUCGGACCUAAUUUAGUAGCUGGGGCAGCAGAAUUGCAGAAUCAUGGAAUUGGUAACCAAAAUGCAGGGACUGUACUUCAGUCAUCCCCUAUUGACCCAUUAUAUGUGCAGUAUCUAAGGUCAAAUGACUAUGCUGCUGCACAGUUUGCUGCUCUUAAUAGCCAUGCAAUUGGUCACGAGUAUGGUGGUAAUUAUGCAGAUCUGCUUGAAUUGCAGAAAACAAACCUUGGAGCUUUGCUUUCACCUCCAAAGAACUAUAAUUACUAUGGGAAUCCAGCAUUUGGUCUUGGCAUGUCAUAUCCUGGAAGCCCUAUGGGCCCCCUUCUUCAAAACUCCCCUAUUGGAUUGGGUAGUACCGUCAGGUAUGGCGAUCGCAACAUGCAGUUUUCUUCUGGAAUGAGGAAUAUAUCUGGGGGUACGUUGGGGUCUUGGCACUCGGAAGCUAGUUCUAACUUGGGUGGAAAUUUUGCAUCUUCUUUAUUGGAUGAAUUUAAAAGCAAUAAAAGUAAAUGUAUUGAGCUGUCAGAAAUUGCUGGUCAUGUUGUUGAGUUCAGUGCUGAUCAAUAUGGGAGUAGAUUUAUUCAACAGAAACUUGAGACAGCCACAACAGAAGAGAAGAACAUGGUUUUCCAUGAAAUCAUGCCCCAAGCCCUCUCACUAAUGACUGAUGUGUUUGGUAACUAUGUUAUCCAAAAGUUUUUUGAGCAUGGAAGUACCUCUCAAAUCAGUGAAUUAGCUGACCAGCUCACUGGGCAUGUGCUGACCCUGAGCCUUCAAAUGUAUGGUUGUCGAGUGAUCCAGAAGGCUAUAGAAGUUGUUAGUCUGGAUCAACAGACUAAAAUGGUAGCUGAACUUGAUGGACAUAUUAUACGCUGUGUUCGUGAUCAGAAUGGUAACCAUGUCAUCCAGAAGUGUAUUGAAUGUGUACCAGAAGAAGCUAUCCAAUUUAUUGUUUCAAAAUUUUAUGAUCAAGUUGUUAUGCUAUCUACUCAUCCAUAUGGUUGUCGUGUGAUACAGAGAGUCCUUGAGCACUGCCAUGAUGCGACAACCCAGAAAAUAAUGAUGGAUGAGAUCUUGCUAUAUGUCUGUAUGUUGGCUCAAGACCAGUUCGGGAAUUAUGUUGUACAGCAUGUACUUGAGCAUGGGAAACCGCAUGAACGCUCGGUUAUAAUUAAUAAAUUAACAGGCCAGAUUGUUCAAAUGAGCCAGCAGAAGUUUGCCUCCAACGUUAUAGAAAAAUGCUUAACCUUUGGAACUCCUUCAGAACGCCAGAUCCUGGUGAAUGAAAUGCUAGGUUCCACUGACGAAAAUGAACCUCUUCAGGUGAUGAUGAAAGAUCAGUUUGCAAACUAUGUUGUACAGAAAAUGCUGGAAACUUGUGAUGACCAGCAACUUGAAUUAAUCCUCAAUCGAAUAAAGGUGCACUUAAAUGCUCUGAAAAAGUAUACUUAUGGGAAACAUAUAGUUGCCCGUGUAGAGAAACUUGUUGCAGCCGGAGAAAGAAGGAUUGGCCUUCUAACUCUACAUCCAGCUUAGAUGCCAGUAGACAUUCUUGUACAGCUAACCAAGGACGACAAAAGCACCUCGAUCUCUGUUUCUUUUCAUGUCUAGUUCCGGCUCUGUCUAUCUAUCUGAACAAGAGCUGAUGGGAAAAUAAGAGUAUAAAAACUUUUUUCUUCUUGUACUUGAAAAGUGUACAUUGUUAGUUUGAGGAUAUAUCAGGUUAGCUGCGAGCGUGCUGAUGCCCUUGCGAAGGAGAAAAGGUUAGUAUACAAGAUAUUAAAAAAGAAAAGGUUGUGGAGGUAGUACAUCUACAUCUCUAAUAAUAUAGCGACUGUACAAAUGUUAAAUGAGGUGGAAAGAGGCUUCAUGUUUUGGAGUAUAAUUAAUUUUUCAUUAUGUUAUGGAUUGAUUAAUCGCGGCCGCCUUCUAAUCGCGAUAACUUUGUCUUGAUUAAUAUUUUUGACAUGCAGCAUUGGACGAUUC
Messenger RNA from Tripterygium wilfordii, 3637 nucleotides. RefSeq names its product pumilio homolog 1-like. The transcript has 10 exons. Gene Ontology annotation, biological process: post-transcriptional regulation of gene expression. Gene Ontology annotation, cellular component: cytoplasm. Bases 464 to 3187 code for a protein of 907 amino acids. Lineage: Eukaryota; Viridiplantae; Streptophyta; Magnoliopsida; Celastrales; Celastraceae. Gene Ontology annotation, molecular function: mRNA binding. The record is from RefSeq and is a predicted model, not a curated record.